Molecule: messenger RNA, 2317 nt
Organism: Onthophagus taurus
Lineage: Eukaryota; Metazoa; Arthropoda; Insecta; Coleoptera; Scarabaeidae
Gene: Golgin104
Product: coiled-coil domain-containing protein 186
Biological process (GO): vesicle cytoskeletal trafficking
Cellular component (GO): trans-Golgi network
Molecular function (GO): small GTPase binding
Source: RefSeq, a predicted model, not a curated record
GUUGACAUGGUUGACAUUCCAAUGUCGGUAGUUAAUGUCUUAAAAAAUCCCUGAAAUAUUUUAAAAUCCAAACGAUGUAGUGCGUUUUUAAUUAAAAAAAACCUUCAAUAGUUCAUUACAUUCCAUAAUGGAGACAUCAGAAAGCGUUGUGGGCGAAAAUAUUGCUUUUAAAUCCCUUCAAGAUGUUAACAACUUUCCAGAAGGGGUUCGUAAAGAUGACUUUGAAAGCGAAUCCGAUUACGUUAAUUCCUCAGAAGAUGAUAAUAAGGUCCUCGAUAGUGAAACAGAGUGUGAAAAGGUAAAGGUGUGUGGAAAAUGUGAAGAUUUAGAGGUGCAAUUAUUGAGUCUUUAUGGAAGGUUUAAUGGGUUGGAGGAGAAAUUUAAGAAAUUGGGGGAAGCUAAGGAGAUGUUACAGAGUAAAUAUGAUAAUGUACUUAAAGAAAAAGAACAAGCUGUUAAAGACAAAGAAACUAUGGUAUUAAGAUACGCUUGUAGUGAAAAAAAUGUGAUCGAGCAAAAAUAUGCAAAAGACGCUUUAGAAAAGAAACAUAAAGAAUGUUUGCGAGAGAUUGAUAUUUUGCAGUACAAAGUUAACCAAAUGGGCACGGAGAAAGCUAGAAUUUGUCAAAUGUUAGAUAAUAAGUGUCACGAAUUAAAACAAAGUCAAACCGAGGUGCAACACACAAAAACUGAUUUGGCUAAUCUAGAAACUAAAAUGAAAUGGUUACAAAAUAAUUUAAAAAGCGAAUUGGAUAUGAGGAAAGAAAAAGAAUCUAAAAUUGAAGGUUUAAACGUAAAAUUACAAGAAGUUUUAAACGAAAUUGAUCAAACGAAAAAAGAGAGUCAAGAAAGUAUUAAAAAUUUUCAUACAUCACAGGAAAAUCGAGCUCAUCUUUUAGAUCAACAAUUAAAAGAACAACAAGCAACGUUAAUCAUGUUGCGACAUGAAAAAAACGAUAAAGAACAACAAAUUAAAUUGUUACAAAGCGAAAUGGAAAAGGCGCAAAGCAAACACAAAAAUGUUUUAGAUGAAAAUAAUGAGUUAUCGCAAAAGGUGCAACAAUUAGAAAGAGAUCGGUUAGAAAUGGAGCAAAAAUUGAGUGAGUUACGAUGUUAUGCCGACCAACAAAGAGAAGAUGCGGCCGAUUUAUGCUCGAAAAAUGCUGAGUUGGCCCAAAUUAAAUUACAAUUAAAAAAUGAACAAGAACAAUUAAGUGCUUAUAAAGAGCAAAUAAACCAUUUAAAACUAAGAAAUAAUGAAUUAGAAUCUGAUAUGGAAUCUUGUCAUAUAAAAGAGGCUGAUUUAUUAUUAUUUACUCAACAAUUAACCGAUAAAAAUGUUAGGUUACAAUCCGAAUUUACAGCAAUGGAAACUAAGGUUCAACAAUUAAUAUGUGAACAAACGUUAUUAAAGAGAGGUACAAAAGAGCAAGAAACGAAAGCGAUUUUAUUAUCGAACCAAUUAAUGGAAGAAAAAAAGAAAUCUUCGAGUGAAAUUGAAACUUUAUUAAAAAAUUUGGAAGAUAAAUCAAAAUUAUGUGAUCAAUUAACUGUUGAAAUUGGCGAUCAAAAAGGUGAAAAUGCCGUUAUAAAACGGAAAUUCGAAUUAUCAUUGCGAGAAGUCAACAAGGAGUUGAAUCAGUGUCGGAAAAAAUUGGACCAAUACGAAAAUAAUAAUUGUUUAAGUACGGUUAUUAGUAGUAGUAGUAGUUCGAGUACUUCGUUAAACGGGGUUGUCACUGAGAGAAAUGGGGGCGAAUUACUCCAAAGUAAUCAUUUCGAAGAUCAAGUUAAGGUUGUUCAACCUGAAAGGGUUUUAGAUAAACAAGCUUUAAUUGAACAUAUAGUUAAAUUGCAAAGGGUUAGUGCUAGAAAAUCGGAAAAAAUCGAUUUUCUUGAGGAACAUGUUAAUACUUUGGUGGCGGAGUUACAAAAAAAAUCACGGUUGUUACAUAAUUAUAUUUUACGUGAACAAACUGGUGCUUUAUCUUCCAAUAGUAUGGAUAAUAAUAAGGCGAUCUUAGCAAAAUAUCCCGGAGUAAUGUCUUCAAUGUACAGUUCAAAAAUUUCCGAUAACAAUUUAACCUUAGAAUUAUCAUUAGAUAUCAACCGGAAAUUGCAGGCUGUACUUGAAGACGCUUUACUUGAAAAUAUCACUUUAAAGGAAAAUGUAGAUACUUUGGGAGUGGAAAUUGAAAAAUUAAGCAAAAAAAUUAAGACAUAAACGAAUUGAAUCUCUGUAUUAAAUAUUUAAAAAAAAUGUCUAUAUUAAUAUAUUAUUGUUAAAGUCAUUAAAAUAAAAACCAUUUUGAACCAA